Striga asiatica is the source of this 684-nucleotide messenger RNA. Lineage: Eukaryota; Viridiplantae; Streptophyta; Magnoliopsida; Lamiales; Orobanchaceae. The record is from the annotation of a GenBank genome assembly.
AUGAGUUCACGGUUUUUGGCGAGCUUUUUGAGUGUUUUGGCGAGUCUAGGGUUGAUGGACUCGUCAGGAGUGAUUGUGGGGUUGGUUGGGGAUGCUUUGACGGUGCCAAAUGGCCUGGGUCUUUUGCGCUCGUCCAAAGAUAAGACCUCUUUUUGUGCAUUGUCUUGCACUUGUUCGACCAGGCGGAGCUUCUCGGUCAACUCCCGAAUUUGCCUUUUCAACUUUGUGUGUUUCUUGGAGACGGUCUGUUCUCGUUUCUUCUUGUCGCUUUUUCGGAUCUCAUUGUCUUCGUUUUUCAUCUUGUUCUUCCCUCUUCCUUUUCGGAGUGAUGAUGAUGCCUUCACCUCAGAUAGAGGGGGGUCCUCUCCCUUAGGUCAACAUAGUGGGGUAGGGGGAAAAGAGGCUACAUCUAAUGUGCCUAAUUUACCUAAUGAUGAUCCAACUGUGAAAACUCCCACAGCUAAUGAUUCUGAGGAUCAAUUAGUUGAGUGGCGGGAUGCUGAUGGUGGGUUGAGAAUGGGGACGACAAGCAGAGAAAGGGUAAGACGGCGGGCAAAAAGCCGGCGGCGAGGUGAGAGGCGGCGGCGUUUCCUCUUGUUCGGAAAGACCUUCGAUUGCAGGCCUGUUUCGCUGACUUUGCCUCGGGUGGAUGAUUUCUCGAACGGCAUUAUGAGCUAUAUGUAA